GGACAAUCUCAGUUAACGCAAGAGCUUGCCAAGGGAGGACUCUGGGGACAGCCUCGAGAUCAAAGGGUUAACUAUAUCAAUAGUCAUAACGACGAAGACCAGGACAGCCCCUUCUGGACGGCUUAUAACAACACCGUCGCAUCGAUAGAGAUCGAUCUCUGGCUGUACGAGGACGGCAAAGGUAUCAAUACUUCUAGCUGUGCGCCGGAAGAGAUACCCGCAGAUCAAACCUUGUUGAUCGGACACGAUCUCAACGAUCUUGAUCCCCGACGGACGUUCAAGAAAGUCUACCUGGAUCCGAUCAUGUCGAUACUCAACGAGACUACUAGCCGACCGAAGCCGCAAGGACAACAUGGGUGGAACGGUAUAUUCACUGACAAGGGAGCACCAGGGGAGACUUUGUUGUUGACCAUCGACCUGAAAGAGAAUACCGACAAGAUAUGGGAGGCGCUCGUUAAAGAAUUCCAACCGCUAUUUGAUGCCGGUUUGUUGACUUCGUUCAGACGGAAAGAAGGCGCCACCGACCUGACCGACGGAUACGUCGAUAUCAAACCCUUGACGGUCAUCGGGACUGGCAAUACGCCUUACGGCAAAGUCAUCCCCAUGAAUCCGCGUUUCAUCUUCAAGGAUGGACCCCUGAUGAGCAUCGACGAGCCAAUCCCGAACAUAACCAAUUCUGUUUGGAAUGGGAACUCGGACGAUACGACCCCGAUCUAUUGGCACAACUCUAUCUCGCCGACCGCAUCGGAUUCGAUUGACAAGGUCUUGACGCUCGGGCUGACGGAAAGCUUGAAGACAGGUUACAGGACCGCAGCGAGGCUCGCCCACGACAUGGGUAUCCAGACCAGAUGGUGGGGUAUCGGAACGGCCCAGUUGUUCGAUGCCGCACUCCACUAUCAGAAGGAGAUCGGGGGUGACUGGUUGAACGCCGAUGAUUUGGCUGAGGCUGUUAAUUUC
Molecule: messenger RNA, 957 nt
Organism: Filobasidium floriforme
Lineage: Eukaryota; Fungi; Basidiomycota; Tremellomycetes; Filobasidiales; Filobasidiaceae
Exons: 3
Source: RefSeq, a predicted model, not a curated record